AUGACUCAACAUAUAUAUGACCCAAUCACUGAUGAAGAGAUCGAGUUAACGUCCAAGUUGAUCAAGGAAUUGAACGGUGACGCGAAGAUCACGUUCUCUCAAAUUGACAGGUUGGAGCCUCCCAAGAAACAGGCGAUUGAGUACUUGAACGUGGAACGGUAUGGGGGAGGGCCCUUACCAUUUGUUCCGAGAAGGACCUAUUGUUACUACUACAAAAACAAGACGGUUCCGUUAUACAAGGCGAUCGUCAACAUUUCAGAGAAGAGAGUGGUCUCCAAUGACUCUGCUGGCGAAGGGGUUGUUGGUCCUGUAAGUCCAGAAAACAUUCAAGAAAUGCACAGGUUGAUUAUGGACCAUCCCCUUGUUAAAAGGGAAAUUGAGAAGUUGCAAUUGCAUAAGCUUGCUUAUGACCACCCCAGACUGGGCAAACUUCGUUACAAGGUCGUCUGCGAGCCGUGGAUUUAUGGAACUGAUUCAGGUGACUCUCGUGUUCCGAUGUGCCAGGGGUACAUGUACAUAAGCUUAGAUCAUGUGGAUGCCAACCAAUAUUCUGCCCCACUCAAAUUCUCCCCUGUGUUCGAGUUAUUAAGUGGGAAGUUUGUAAGAAUCGAUUACCUGGCUAGCGGGGUUGACGAGAGAUACAUCAAGGAGACUCUUCCCUAUAAUCCAUUGCCCCUUGUAGAAUACCACCCUAAUGUAAUGGAGAAUCAGCAGACGAGAGAAGGCUUGAAACCACUAAUUAUAUCUCAGCCGGAAGGGGUUUCAUUUACCGUCACAGGUACUAAAGUGACUUGGCAGGGCUGGGAGUUCCGUGUAGUUUCCUCUGUAAGAGAGGGUGUUGUAUUGUAUGACGUGCACUUUAAAGGUCGCUCCUUAUUUUACCGUGUCGCCUUAAAUGAGAUGACAGUACCUUAUGCAGACGGUAGGACUCCAGUUCACAGAAAGCAGGCAUUUGAUCUCGGAGAUUGCGGAUUUGGAAAUGCGGCCAAUUCUUUGGCACUGGGAUGCCACUGUUUGGGUGUGAUCAAAUAUCUAGAUGGGAGAAGAGCUGACGUUAAUGGUAACCCCGUGCUCAUUCCUUCUACCAUAUGUAUGCACGAGCAAGACUACGGGGUGAUGUUCUUACACAAGAAUACCAUGACUAAAAGUUCUGUAGUAACACGUAGAAGGGAGUUUAUUAUCCAGUUGGUUGCAACAGUGGCGAACUAUGAGUACGUUCUCAAUUAUAUAUUUGAUCAGGCCGGUGCAAUUACGGUGCAGGUCAGAGCAACAGGUAUAUUGUCAACUACCCCGCAAGAUUUGAACACCACCGUUGAUUUCUCAACCAAUGUAGCCCCCGGUGUCGGUGCCCCUUUCCACCAACAUAUCUUGUCUUUUAGGUUCGAUAGCAGGCUAGAUGGUGAUAAGAACAGUGUUGUGUACGAUGAUUAUGUUCCUAUGGAGCCUGGCACUGAAAUGAAUCCGUACGGUGUGGGGUUCGUCCAAAAGCGGACUUAUUUGGAAAAAUCUGGUGCAAUUGAUCAAUCACCUUUUACUAACAGGACGUACAAGGUCAUUAAUGAAUCUUCCAUAAACCCUGUUUCCAUGAAGCCGGUGGGGUACAAAUUCGAAAUGCCUGCAAGGCAAAUGCUUCUCGCCCACCCGGAGUCAUUUAACACCAAGAGGGCUACUUUUGCAACGAAGCAAUUUUGGGUAACUAAAUAUGGAGAUGACCAAUUGUAUGCAGCUGGUGAGUUUACUAAUCAGUCCAGAAAGGAUACUGGGUUAUCUGAGUGGGCAGAUGGGAAGGACUCCGUCAGAAACACUAACGUUGUGGUAUGGCCUACAUUAGCCUUAACCCAUGCUCCAACAACAGAACAAUUCCCUGUGAUGGUAUCUGACUUCAUGCAGUUCCUCGUUGCACCAGCUUCCUUCUUUACCGAAAACCCGGCACUGGAUGUCCCACAAGCUCAAAAUAAUUUCAACAAGUCUGCAUAUUACGAGCAGUAUACUUCAGAUGGCGCUGCAGAACCCGCCGCCUCUAGUGAUGCUUGCCAAUGUAAAAGCAACAUGUAG
This is a messenger RNA of Eremothecium cymbalariae DBVPG#7215, 2055 nucleotides long. RefSeq lists its product as uncharacterized. Lineage: Eukaryota; Fungi; Ascomycota; Saccharomycetes; Saccharomycetales; Saccharomycetaceae. The record is from RefSeq and is a predicted model, not a curated record. Gene Ontology annotation, biological process: amine metabolic process. Gene Ontology annotation, molecular function: copper ion binding; primary methylamine oxidase activity; quinone binding. Bases 1 to 2055 code for a protein of 684 amino acids. The transcript has a single exon.